UGAAGCACCUUAAAAACAGACAGAAACACAAGAUCUCAGAGCCCACUCCACCUUCUUCUGCCCCUGGGGACUAAAAGAAAACAAGAACGAAGCUCCACAAGCCCUCCUAGGAAGAUGCAUUUGCUCCUGCUCUUGUUGGCCUUCUUUCUGCCUCCCAAGGCACAGGCAGGGGAGAUCAUCGGGGGACAUGAAUCCAAGCCCCACUCCCGGCCCUACAUGGCCUAUCUUCAGUUUGUUGCUCAGGGUGUACAGAAGAAGUGUGGUGGGUUCCUGAUAAGAGAAGACUUUGUGCUGACGGCUGCUCACUGCUUAGGAAGGCCAAUGAACGUCACUCUGGGGGCACACAACAUUGAGAAUCUGGAGAAGACCCAGCAGGUCAUCCCAGUGAAAAGAACCAUCCCCCACCCAGACUAUGAUGCUCAUUAUUUCUACAAUGACAUCAUGUUAUUGGAGCUAGAGAAAAAAGCCAACCUUAAUCCAGCUGUGCAGCCUAUCAAGCUGCCCAGGGGCAAGGACAAGGUGAAGCCUGGGAAGGUGUGCCUUGUGGCUGGCUGGGGCAGAAUGGCCCGAAAUGGCAAAUACCCCAACACACUGCAGGAGGUAAAGUUGAAAGUGCAGAAGCACCAGGUGUGCGAGCGCGAGGAAUUAUUAAAAGAGUACUACAAGAGUAGCAUCCAGAUAUGUGUGGGGGAUCCAAAGGAAAACAAAGCUUCCUUUCAGGGGGACUCCGGAGGCCCUCUUGUGUGUAACCAUGUGGCCCAAGGAAUUGUCUCUUAUGGAAAUAAAAAUGGGAAACCUCCCCGUGUCUACACCAAAGUCUCCAGAUUCCUACAAUGGAUAAAGGAAACCAUGAAAAGCCACCAACUGCAGGAGACAGACUAAAGCACCUAUAAGACUAAUCUUCUCUCCAGAAACUGAGUCUAGAAUCACCCUGGAGGAGAUGCUCACAACUGAAUAAAUGUCUCU
Messenger RNA from Marmota monax (woodchuck), 966 nucleotides. RefSeq names its product granzyme B. Gene Ontology annotation, biological process: proteolysis. The transcript has 5 exons. The record is from RefSeq and is a predicted model, not a curated record. Gene Ontology annotation, cellular component: cytoplasm; intracellular membrane-bounded organelle. Lineage: Eukaryota; Metazoa; Chordata; Mammalia; Rodentia; Sciuridae. Gene Ontology annotation, molecular function: serine-type endopeptidase activity. The coding region runs from base 115 to 882 and encodes 255 amino acids.